AUGGAGGACAGUGUGCAAUAUGCUGAACUCAAAUUCAAGAUGCCAGAAGAGAAACCUAAGCAGAAGCUCCCUGAAGAGAAAGCGAAAGAUUCAUCCAGUUUGUCUCCUUGGUGGUUUCCGGCUGCUAUAGUGCUGGGGAUUUUCUCCUUUGGAUUGUUGGGAGCAGUGGCGGUCCUGGGCUUGGAGAUCAACCAAGCACACGGUCUCAUGAAUCAGCAGGUCAAAAACUACACUCAUCUGGAGGGAGAGACAGCCCAAUUCACAGACCAGAAGGAAGUAGCUAAAGCCACUCCCCGAGACCAGGAACAUGUGGAAGAUCUCCUCGGGAAGUUGGAAAAUAUAACCGAAGAGCGCAAUGCGCUCCUACUUCAGAAUGAGCAUCUCCAGGAGGCUCUGAAGAAAGUGAAAAAUUAUACAGGCCCUUGCCCCCAGGACUGGCUCUGGCACACAGAGAGCUGCUACAGUUUCCCCUCUCGCUCAACAAACUGGAAAGAGAGCCAGGAGAACUGCGCCUCUCAGGGCGCUCAGCUGCUCAAGGUGGACAACCAGGACGAGCUGGAGUUCAUCUACCAAGCCACGGUCCACUCCAGAAACCCAUUCUGGCUGGGCCUGAGGCGGUCGGAAGCCAUCUCCCGUUGGCUCUGGGCGGAUGGUUCAGCGCCUUUCGUAGGCUUACUCCAGGCUUGGAGGUACAUUUCCCAUACCUACCCCUCAGGCACCUGUGCAUACAUUUUCCAAGACAACAUCUUUGCUGAAAACUGCAUCAUCACUGCCUUUAGCAUCUGCGAGAGGAAGGCCAAUCUGCUGAAAUUACAGUGACCCGUCAGAGGAAGAAGGACCCAGAUGGCUGGAUCAGAGUGAAGUCAGACUUUGGCCAAUUUCCAUGGGAACUUGAGCUGUCCCAGGGCCGGGAUGCAAGCACUGAGGGCCGAGUCAGGCUCUCUUCCUUCCCUUCUUCCUUCCGACAAACACCCACUUAAUAAUAA
This is a messenger RNA of Tachyglossus aculeatus (Australian echidna), 986 nucleotides long. RefSeq names its product oxidized low density lipoprotein receptor 1 (gene OLR1). Lineage: Eukaryota; Metazoa; Chordata; Mammalia; Monotremata; Tachyglossidae. Gene Ontology annotation, molecular function: low-density lipoprotein particle receptor activity. Gene Ontology annotation, biological process: cell death; inflammatory response; lipoprotein metabolic process. Gene Ontology annotation, cellular component: signaling receptor complex; plasma membrane. The record is from RefSeq and is a predicted model, not a curated record. The transcript is spliced from 6 exons. Bases 1 to 819 code for a protein of 272 amino acids.